Trypanosoma theileri is the source of this 2292-nucleotide messenger RNA. RefSeq names its product putative protein kinase. The transcript has a single exon. NCBI's taxonomy places the organism in Eukaryota, Euglenozoa, Kinetoplastea, Trypanosomatida, Trypanosomatidae. The record is from RefSeq and is a predicted model, not a curated record. The coding region runs from base 1 to 2292 and encodes 763 amino acids.
AUGUACACAGCAGCUCAGGCGAAUGAAGUUCUCCGCCGACACAUGCUAUUUAUCAGCGCCCCACUAAUCACAGUGGUUGGAGGUGAAUUUGCCUCAUUUUCUACAGGACGAGGCGGUGUGCGUAGCGGUGGCGCUAGUCAGCAUCAACACCAACCGUUUUCACGAACAAUUCUUGUGGAUGCGAAGAGUGAAUCUGUUCAACAUGCAUCGAGACAUCUUGAAGUAAUGGAGAGGCAGGCGCCUGCAGAAAGUACGGAAACGCUUCGGGAGGCACUUAUCACAUGUUGCAGUUCCACCCAGCGUUUUUCCGUUCCUCAGGUAACACUUGUAGAACUUAUUCGUUUUUUUUAUGAGCAUAUGAAGUAUCAUGCUGAUAGUGAAGGGACUAUCACAGGAGAAUACAUUCUCAAAUCACUUUCCCUUUUUUUUCUCUGUGAGCGUCUCGAAGCAUAUAAUCGUUAUUCCGUACCUCUUCUUGAGAUUGGUGUGCUUCGUCCUUGUGAUAUAAAUUAUCGUAGUCAAGGAAAGUUUGAGACAACACGUUUUUGUUGUACUGAUUUGGGUUCCCUUAACUUAUAUGUACUUCCUAUACGUGAGAUUUUAUCUCGAUUUACAUGCAUCUUCUGCCAUCAAUCUUGUGUUGAGGGUAGCAAUGAACUUAUUUAUUUGAGUCAUUCUCGCUGGAUAUUUUCCCCUGAACCUGAUGAUCACAAAAAUAAUGAUUCCUUGAAUUCUCCUUUUAGUCCCUUUCCAGAAACUUUGCGUCGUAUGUUUAUUGGACCACUCAUGCAAUUUGUAACAUCUUUUUGUAUUGCCGACUGUAAGAUGCAUAAUAUAUGGGGUAGUGACUGUUGUAUUGUUCGUCUUGAUGGUGUUAAAAUAGCUUUGUGUUUGUUGACGCUAAAUAAUGCAUCAUUAAUGACUAUUAACCCUGAAAAAGGCGUAUUGGAUCGGUGUGAUUGCCCGACAACAUUAUUAGUUGGGUUCCCUGAUGAAGUUUCCGAUGCCCAUAUACGAUUGGGUUUGCAACGCAUACUUUAUGUUAUCGAGCUACGAGAGGGUCCACGAGGGCAACUUGGUUCCUUAAUUGAUCAAUCACCAGAGGACUUUAGACGUUGGUGCCGUUCUAUAGGAGACCAAAUUUUUUACAUGACAAGUUUUCUCUUCUUUAAUAUGCAGAAUAAUAGUUGUAUGUUAUCUUUACGACCUGAUUGGGAGUUGCUGUUUUUAGGAUUAUCAGAAAAUUUUUUUUCUAAAAAGAAUAAUUCUGUAUUUGGUUUUAACGAGUCUCAAUUACCAAAUCUUCCCGUGCGAGCAUCUCAAUUGUCACGACAGGUCUUUGCAUUGGCGUCUGAUUUGCGUUGGAGCUUCGAAAGAUGCAUUGCGGAGCGAGAAACCAUUGUUGGGUCGUGCUUUGCUAGUGUUUUAUUGGUGGGUUCGCAAAUCAUCCUUAGUGACUGUCACCCUUAUGUUAGCUCGUUGUUGCAAAUCAUUUCUCACCUUGAGAGACACAUUGGUGAUGAUAUUCAACUUCCAACCGACGCAUUCGCUGACGAGUCCUUUGGAAAUGGUGGAGACAGUAGUGUAGUUCCUCGUCUAUGGAGUCAUGUUAUUAACACCCUGUCUCAUGGGUCCUCUCUACGUCUUGCUUGGCGGUAUCUACCUGCCUCUGUUGCACGCCUUACGCGGUGCUGGGAUGGACCGGAUGCACGUGGAUUCUUCUGCCGCUCCGUCACUGUUACGAUGGGGUCUGUGGAUCUCGUGAUGCUUCUUCUUAACCCGGUAGGGGAAGAGGUGCAAGAGGUAGUGGGAGCGGAAGUAAGGAGCCGGAGGAGUUCCCCAACAGUGACGGACCAUCCCGUGUGGGUGACACUCGCGGAUGCCUGCAGUCGAGAGUUGUCACGGCGGGCAGAAGCCAUGGCGCUUCUUGCCUCCACCGCCAUCCCCGACAGCCGCCGCCCUCCCUCCCCGCCCGCCCUGCUCGGACAAGCACUCAGUCCGCCUCCACGAUACCCGGAGGCUGAUACCGUAGACUCUGACGUCUCACACUUCGCAGAUAUACCUAUUACACGUGUAGUUCUUGGACGUACAGCUUUCAACAAUAAUAAUAAUAAUAAUAAUAAUAAUAAUAAUAGCAGGGAACGUAGAGGAGAUUCUGCCGUGUACUGCCGUCGAGUGGCUGGAAAGGAUAUUGUUUUUUCUGAUGCUAGACUUUCUGCCUUUUGUUCUAUCGAAAACUACUUUUCUUCCCUUUUUGCAACCAAGACAGGGGAAGGUGAUACCAUAGUAUAA